AUGCGGCGGAAGCAGAAGCGGCUGCUGCAGGCGGUGGGGCUGGCGCUGGCCGCCCUGGUCUUCCUCCCCAACGUGGGGCUCUGGUCCCUGUACCGGGAGCGGCAGCUGGACGGCGGGAGCGGGAAAGAAGGCGGCGGCGCGGGGGGAGCCCGCGGAAUGGCGGCGGCGGCGGCGGCUGUGGUGGCGGCAGCGGCGGCCGCCCGCGGGGAGGCGCAGGGUUUCCAUGGAAGGAAAACGGAAGAUAUCCACCUUGAUAAUGGGCAAAAGAGAAAGGACUGGCAUGAUAGAGAUGCCAUAAGGAGAGAUUUGGAACGUACAGGAAAUGGUGAGCAGGGAAAACCAUAUCCUAUGACUGAUGCUGAGCGAGUAGACCAGGCAUACAGGGAGAAUGGCUUUAAUAUUUUUGUGAGUGAAAAAAUUUCUCUCAAUCGGUCCCUGCCAGAUAUAAGACACCCAAACUGCAACAACAAACUAUACCUCAAAAAACUCCCCAACACCAGUGUGAUAAUUCCGUUCCACAACGAAGGGUGGUCAUCACUUCUCCGAACAGUCCACAGUGUUCUGAAUCGCUCUCCUCCUAAACUGAUAGCUGAAAUUGUGCUGGUGGAUGAUUUCAGUGACCGAGAACACCUAAAGAAGCGUUUGGAGGACUAUAUGGCACGGUUUCCCAAAGUGAGGAUUCUCCGAACCAAGAAAAGAGAAGGGUUGAUAAGAACCCGGAUGCUUGGGGCUUCUGUAGCAAUAGGAGAUGUUAUUACCUUCUUGGAUUCUCAUUGUGAGGCCAAUGUGAACUGGCUGCCACCUCUGUUAGACCGCAUUGCUCGAAAUCGCAAGACUAUUGUUUGUCCAAUGAUUGAUGUAAUAGACCAUGACCAUUUUGGCUAUGAAACACAAGCUGGAGAUGCAAUGAGAGGAGCAUUUGACUGGGAGAUGUAUUACAAGCGUAUUCCAAUUCCUCCUGAAUUACAGAAACCUGACCCCAGUGACCCUUUUGAGUCUCCUGUAAUGGCUGGAGGACUGUUUGCAGUGGAUAGAAAGUGGUUCUGGGAGCUGGGAGGAUAUGAUGCAGGUCUGGAGAUAUGGGGAGGAGAACAAUAUGAAAUAUCAUUUAAGGUUUGGAUGUGUGGGGGUCGCAUGGAAGAUAUUCCUUGCUCCCGAGUAGGCCAUAUCUACAGAAAAUAUGUCCCUUAUAAGGUGCCAACAGGAGUUAGCCUUGCAAGGAACCUGAAGCGUGUAGCUGAAGUGUGGAUGGAUGAAUAUGCAGAAUAUAUUUACCAGAGACGACCCGAAUAUCGACAUCUCUCUGCAGGCGAUGUGACUGCUCAGAAGGAACUCCGUAAUAAUCUCAACUGCAAAAGCUUCAAGUGGUUCAUGAGUGAAGUCGCUUGGGAUUUGCCAAAGUUCUACCCGCCGGUGGAGCCUCCAGCAGCGGCCUGGGGAGAGAUCCGUAAUGUAGGGACCGGUCUCUGUGCAGAUACCAAACACGGAGCCCUGGGUUCACCACUAAGAAUCGAAACUUGUGUGAAAGGCAGAGGAGAAGCAGCCUGGAACAAUGUACAGGUAUUCACAUUCAGCUGGCGAGAGGAUAUCCGUCCAGGAGAUCCCCAGCACACCAAGAAAUUCUGUUUUGAUGCUAUUUCCCACAACAGCCCAGUAACCCUCUAUGACUGCCAUGGAAUGAAAGGGAAUCAACUCUGGAAAUACAGAAAAGACAAGACCCUUUACCACCCAGUAAGUGGCAGCUGCAUGGAUUGUAGUGAAAGUGAACGAAAAAUCUUCAUGAGCACCUGCAGUCCUUCCUCUCCAACACAGCAGUGGAUAUUUGAACACACAAACUCAACAGUGUUGGAAAACUUUAACAAAAACCUUGAUCUUUAAAGACUGUGUAUAUGUGUAUAUAUUACAGCUAUAGUUUUUACAGGGGAGAUGACAAAUUUU
This is a messenger RNA of Euleptes europaea (tarantolino), 1938 nucleotides long. It is a transcript of the gene GALNT10, whose product is annotated as polypeptide N-acetylgalactosaminyltransferase 10. The coding region runs from base 1 to 1878 and encodes 625 amino acids. The transcript is spliced from 12 exons. NCBI's taxonomy places the organism in Eukaryota, Metazoa, Chordata, Lepidosauria, Squamata, Sphaerodactylidae. The record is from RefSeq and is a predicted model, not a curated record. Gene Ontology annotation, cellular component: Golgi apparatus.